Messenger RNA from Xenopus laevis (African clawed frog), 2971 nucleotides. RefSeq lists its product as uncharacterized. The record is from RefSeq and is a predicted model, not a curated record. NCBI's taxonomy places the organism in Eukaryota, Metazoa, Chordata, Amphibia, Anura, Pipidae. The transcript is spliced from 2 exons. Bases 607 to 1584 code for a protein of 325 amino acids.
CAAGGCUGUUCGGGUGCAUAGCGACAAUUCCACAACCGUCGCAUACAUCAACAGACAGGGUGGAACCCGCAGCAAGGCCGCCUUGGCAGAAGUGCAACAGAUUCUACUCUGGGCGGAGGCCAGUUCCGUAAGGCUUUCCGCCAUUCACAUUCCGGGAGUGGACAACACCAGGGCCGAUUUUCUCAGUCGGCACCUCCUAGAUCCAGGAGAGUGGGAGCUUCACCCGGAAACAUUUGCGGAGAUCGUCCGUCAUUGGGGGAUUCCCGAGAUCGAUUUAAUGGCGUCCAGAGUCAAUCGCAAGGUGCCCAACUUCUUCGCUCGCUCACGCGAUCCUCUGGCAGUGGGCAUAGAUGCCAUGACACAGACCUGGCACUUCGACCUCGCCUACGUCUUCCCUCCUCUUCCCAUGCUUCCUCGGGUGCUGAAAAAGAUCAGGCAGUCUCACGUCACCGCGAUCGUGAUAGCCCCUUUUUGGCCCCGGAGAACUUGGUUCUCGGAUCUUCAGGAGAUGUCCGUCGCACAACCUCUGCGACUGGCCCCGCGGACCGACCUGCUUCUUCAAGGCCCCAUUGCUCAUCACAAUCCGGGCCUCUUCGCUUUGACGGGAUGGCUGUUGAGGCCGCCAUCUGGAGACGAAAGGGGAUAGCGGAAGAUGUUAUCAUCACCAUGUUGAAGUCCCGCAAGGCUACUUCUUCCAAGGCCUAUCACAGAGUUUGGCGUAACUACUGGACCUGGUGCAGGGAAACCGCCGUCCCCUCUGCUGAUUCUUCCUUCAUGGACUGUGUCAUCCCUCGAGUUUUGUCCUUCCUUCAAAGGGGUUUGCAGUUGGGCCUGAAACUCAGCUCCUUGAAGGUACAGGUGUCAGCUCUCUCGGUGUUGCUUCAAUCCCGUUUGGCCUUGGAUGACUCAGUCCGUACUUUUCUCCAAGGAGUGGCUCAUGUCGCCCCUCCUUUCCGCCCUCCGACUCCGAGUUGGGAUCUCAAUAUUGUUCUGGAUGCUCUUUUAGAUCCUCCCUUUGAACCUCUAGCAUCAGUUUCCGAUGACUGGCUCACUCGGAAGGUGGUUUUUCUUGUGGCGAUCUCUUCUGCGAGACGAGUUUCGGAGCUCUGCGCACUAUCCUGUGAUCCGCCCUUCCUUGUUUUUCACAGAGACAAGGCCGUACUCCGCACGGUUCCAUCAUUCCUACCCAAGGUGGUGACGUCCUUUCACAUCAACCAGGAGAUUGUGGUACCGUCCCUGUGUCCGGAUCCCAAGAAUGACAAGGAACGAAGACUUCAUGGUUUGGAUGUGGUCAGAGCGCUCCGGUGGUAUCUGGACAGAUCCAAGUCCUUCCGCCGUUCGCAGUCCCUGUUCGUUCUGCCCACAGGGACUCGGAGGGGCUUGGCUGCGUCCAAGUCUUCUAUUGCCCGAUGGCUCCGGGAAACCAUCGCGAAGGCCUAUUUAGCCAAAGGUAAGUCGCCCCCCAGAAGGUGUUCGAGCCCACUCUACAAGAUCAGUGGGAGCUUCCUGGGCAUGGCGCAACUCGGCCUCUUUGGACCAGAUCUGCAGAGCGGCUACCUGGUCUUCUGUCCACACAUUUACUAAAUUCUAUUGUCUCGACACGUUUUCCUCGGCCGAAGCCUCCUUUGGUCGUAAGGUGUUGCACUCUGUGGUGCAAUAAUGUGUCAUUGUCUCGCUCCCUCCCUGCUUCUUUUGUUGGGGCUGCUUUGUUAAGUCCCCAUCUGUCCCUGUGUCCCCCUUGAGACGACAGAGAAAACAGGAUUUUUUGAUACUCACCGUUAAAUCUGUUUCUCUGUAGUCGAUAAGGGGGACACAGGGCUUCCCGCCCUUCAGCGAGUUGGAUCUAUUGGUCCACAAGUGAAAUGUUUUCCUGUUUACCAGUUCUGCAGUUUCUUGUUUAUCUUUAGCAGUCGCUUUGGUACUAACUGAAUGGUUUAUUACUAGGUUGGGUUAAGCCAUGGUCUUGGCACGCCCCUUUCUGUUUUUAUUCUAAGUGUCCUGCCUCCUAGAGGGUGGAGCUUAACCCCAUCUGUCCCUGUGUCCCCCUUAUCGACUACAGAGAAACAGAUUUAACGGUGAGUAUCAAAAAAUCCUGUUAUUUACAAGAGGGGGUACUUUAUUCACUGUAUACACUCCAAAUGGUUUCCAUGCUUCUCAGUCAUGUCUGACUAAUGGGAGAAGGAAUCUAACCAGUGGGACUUCUGAUUGGUCAAUAUAAUAAAUGAAAAUAAUGAAAUCCCUGGCUCUUGUCCAUAGGCCAACAAUCAGAGAUACUGCAGGAGGCAUCAGUUCCCAUAAUCAGCAGCUCCAUGUGCAACCAGCCUGAAUACUACAUACACUACAUAGUUAAAUCUGUUAUGACUUUGUGCCUCCUACAGGGGGACAGUGGGGGUCCGUUUGUGUGUGAGGACAAUUUAUCGCGCUCUUCCAGGUGGCGUCUGUGUGGCAUAGGGAGCUGGGGCAUAGGAUGUGCAAUGCCAAACAAACCCGGGGUAUAUGCCAAGGUGGACCAGUACCAGUACUGGAUCUACAGGGCCAUGAAGACAAAAUCCGAUGUAGCUGGGAUUACUGAGAUGCCAUAAGCAGACAAGGAGACCCUCAGAAUGACAAGAUCCCACUCUUUUCCAGCCUGUGACCAGUGUUUGUCAAUACCAGACCUUCAGCUUCCACACAAUGAGGAACUGCAGUUGCAACUGCAAUUGGCAUCAUUCCCUUCUUCUACAGCGCUACUUUUAUAGUCACAGGGACGUCACACUGGAACUACAAUUUGCUACUACCACGUUAUUGCUGGGAAAAUAAGGGGCACGUUUUUUUGCACCCCUGUGACUGAACUUAGACUUUAAUUGUACUGUAUAUGCCUAAUCAGAUGGAUAUAGCACUUGGGGCACUACUCCAAGUCUGUUCCUGGUUUAAGAGAUUGUCAAGUCUCUACACCCUGACCAACUCUCAUCCAGAAAAUUUUAGAAUGAAA